This is a messenger RNA of Manis pentadactyla (Chinese pangolin), 3342 nucleotides long. It is a transcript of the gene PPP2R5E, whose product is annotated as protein phosphatase 2 regulatory subunit B'epsilon. The coding region runs from base 618 to 2021 and encodes 467 amino acids. The record is from RefSeq and is a predicted model, not a curated record. Gene Ontology annotation, molecular function: protein phosphatase activator activity. The transcript is spliced from 14 exons. NCBI's taxonomy places the organism in Eukaryota, Metazoa, Chordata, Mammalia, Pholidota, Manidae. Gene Ontology annotation, biological process: protein dephosphorylation; signal transduction. Gene Ontology annotation, cellular component: nucleus; cytosol; protein phosphatase type 2A complex.
AGUGGGUGCCGGAGGCGGGCUCUGCUGGCCAGAAGGGUCGGUUGCGCGUGUGCCAUGGACUCAGCUGCCCGGUGAUAUUGACAAUAGGAGAGAGAAAGGGGCAUUGACCAGGACCCUCCGCGGCUACUGAACGGCGGCUCUGGCAGCGGCGGCUCCAGCUCCAGCGACCCCUCCUUCUCCUUCCUUCUUCUCCUGCUGCUGCUGCGGAUCCAGUCUUCCUCCCUUCCCCCCUCCCCACGUCGUCGCUGCCGCCGCCGGGUCCGGGGCAACGAGCAGAGGCGCCGCCCGCCGGGAAUGUGAACGAGGAGCCACCGGCGGAACCGCAACGGGGUCGGUGCCGAUUUGAUGGGACGGGCCCGCGGGGGAGGAGCGUGAGGCCGCCGCCGCCGCCGGAGCGCUGAGGUUCAGGUCCGGCCGUGAGGCCUAGAGGCGCCGCCACCGCGGAACCGAAGGUACGACGCGCCGGACAGCCGUCGCCCCGGGCUCCGUGCCGCUGUCCUGACCUCCCCCUGCAGGUCCCGGUUCCGCCGUCCGCUCCCGCUGCAGCCCUCGCGCGUCUCCAGCCCCGCGAAACCACAGAUCAUUCGGAUUCUUCCCCAGAAGCUUCAAGUAGGGAUAUGUCCUCAGCACCAACUACUCCUCCAUCAGUGGAUAAAGUAGACGGAUUUUCUCGGAAGUCCGUCAGAAAAGCCAGACAGAAGAGGUCGCAAAGUUCCUCACAGUUUAGGUCUCAAGGCAAGCCCAUUGAGUUAACACCUCUGCCGCUGCUAAAAGACGUUCCAUCCUCAGAGCAGCCUGAACUGUUCCUAAAGAAACUUCAGCAGUGCUGUGUCAUUUUUGACUUCAUGGACACGCUAUCUGAUCUUAAAAUGAAAGAAUACAAGCGCUCCACUCUUAAUGAACUGGUGGACUACAUUACAAUAAGCAGAGGCUGUUUGACAGAGCAGACUUACCCUGAAGUAGUUAGAAUGGUAUCUUGCAAUAUAUUCAGAACUCUCCCUCCUAGUGACAGCAAUGAAUUUGAUCCAGAAGAAGAUGAACCUACCCUUGAGGCAUCAUGGCCACACUUACAGCUUGUAUAUGAAUUUUUCAUACGAUUUUUGGAAAGCCAAGAAUUCCAACCCAGCAUUGCCAAAAAAUACAUAGAUCAGAAAUUUGUAUUACAGCUUUUGGAGCUGUUUGACAGUGAAGACCCUCGGGAACGGGACUACCUAAAAACAGUUUUGCACAGAAUUUAUGGCAAGUUUCUUGGUCUUAGAGCAUUUAUCCGAAAACAGAUUAACAAUAUUUUUCUAAGGUUUGUUUAUGAAACAGAACACUUCAAUGGUGUAGCUGAACUGCUGGAAAUAUUAGGAAGUAUUAUCAAUGGCUUUGCUUUACCUCUUAAGGCAGAACACAAACAGUUUCUGGUGAAAGUGUUGAUCCCUUUACACACUGUCAGGAGCUUAUCCCUCUUCCAUGCCCAGCUGGCAUAUUGCAUAGUACAGUUUCUGGAGAAAGAUCCUUCACUCACAGAACCAGUUAUUAGGGGGUUAAUGAAAUUUUGGCCCAAAACAUGUAGUCAAAAAGAGGUCAUGUUCCUUGGGGAGCUGGAAGAAAUAUUGGAUGUGAUUGAACCCUCACAGUUUGUCAAAAUUCAAGAACCUUUGUUUAAACAAAUUGCUAAGUGUGUAUCUAGCCCCCAUUUUCAGGUGGCAGAAAGGGCACUCUAUUAUUGGAAUAAUGAAUACAUCAUGAGUUUGAUAGAAGAAAACUCUAAUGUCAUCCUUCCCAUCAUGUUUUCCAGUCUUUAUAGGAUUUCCAAAGAACAUUGGAAUCCGGCCAUCGUGGCGCUAGUGUACAAUGUGUUGAAGGCAUUUAUGGAAAUGAACAGCACCAUGUUUGAUGAGCUGACAGCCACAUACAAGUCAGAUCGUCAGCGUGAGAAAAAGAAAGAAAAGGAGCGUGAAGAACUGUGGAAAAAACUGGAGGAUCUGGAGUUAAAGAGAGGUCUUAGACGUGAUGGGAUAAUUCCAACUUAACAGAAGUAAUGACAGCAACAUUACUAACCUGUGGAGUCACACAUUUAUGUAGUAGAAGAUGGAGCAACAGUUUUCUGUAUUGUGCAACUUUACAGUAGAUUUCACAUUUGUUUCAUUAUUACAACAACACUGUAUAUACCUGUCUCUAAAUAAAGGAAAAAAAAUAAGGACUUCAAUCCCAAGUUUGGACAGUAGAUGGACUUCUCAGAACUUUGCAAACAUAAUCAUUGUUCUAACCCUCUUAAAAAAAAAGCAGUCUUCAAAAAUCUGUUGAUGAAAUUGCUAUGUUAAAAUUCCAUUAUUGGGGGUUCCUUAUUUAUCAUUAGCAGAGAGUAUGAAACAAUUUUCAAAUGUGAACAAUCUUAAAUUUAGCUUGUCUUUCUGCUAAGCCAUUAAAUGUAUUUAUAGUAAAGGAAGAGAAAAAAGACUGUCAUUUCCCUGUAGGUUUGUAUAACAUCUUCCUCUGGAUCACUUGACUAUAAUUUGACAUCUUUUCCUUUUGCACAUCUUCAUGAAUUGAAUGUCCACAUGGAAAAGGGCCAUGCAUUAUAAAGGUCCUUGAUAAAAGUUUUAUUUACUGGAGUGAACAUCUUUCCAGUAUAACCAGGUAGUCCUUUAACCAGGUAAACUCCUUUAGUUUUAAAAUUAGGAGGAAAAGAGAAGAGGUGAUAAACAUAGUAGGGAAGGGAAUUUUUGGAUUCAUGCAUCAGUUGAUGGUGAAUCCAAAUCAAUAUCUUGAAUCCUUUGAAAACAGGCACUGGGACAUCAUAGGCUUCAGUACCUGACCAGUAUUAGUUGCAAACAUCAUUGAAUACACAUACCAGAGAUGUUUUAGAAAUGUCAGAAAACAUCCUUUGGAUCAUUUUGAAAUAAGAGAGACAAACACUAAACAGUACAACCAUGAAAUUAAUUGUCAGGAUUGUGAAUCUAAUUGGGAAUAGAGUUGAGCAAACAGCUUGGACUGUUUGGAGUUGUUGCCUUACUUUUUAAUAUGUAUUUAUAAAGUAUUCCAGCAAAAGAGGAUGUAGCCUCUGGGGAAAAAAAAACAUGUUACAGUGUUUUUUGUAGAUCUCGUUCUAUAUGUCAUUACAGUGCCAGCCCUGUUUUUAGCCGGAAAGGAUUCAGGAUAAACAUUAUUAUGCAUUCUGAAUUGGAUGCGUAUUCCUAACUACUGUAUUUGUUACCAAAAGUAGUUCUACAAAUGCUACUGAAAAAAAUCUGGAAAUUCCUAAUGUCCUGAGUAUUAAUAAUAAAGUUUAAAAUGCUUUUAUAUCAAAGGUGCAUUGUGACCAAAUUGUUUAAGAAAAAAAACAAAACAAAA